UUGUGUUAGUUGUUGGUUUCAGAUGCAGAUUCUGGUGAAGACCCUCGAUGGGAAGACAAUCAGGCUCCAGGUUUCGAGUUCUGAUGCAAUUGAGCUUGUAAAAUCCAAGAUCGAAGAAGAAGAAGGAAUCCCUUCCCAUCAACAACGCCUCAUCUUUGCUGGGAAGAGACUACAAAAUGGCCUAACCCUAGCAGACUACAACAUCCAUAAAGAAUCAACAAUUUUCGCAAUCAUAAACCCAAGCAAGGGAGGCGACCAUAUCGAAUGUUCAGGCACUGAAAUGCAUAUUUUUCUAAAGACAAUUCGAGGAAAGACAACUCUUCUCCCCGUAAAGAGUUCUGAUACUAUUGGAAUAGUGAAAGCUAAGAUUCAAGCCCUUGAAGGAGUCCCGGCUGAGCAACAAUCAUUGGUAUUUAAUCUUCGGCAGCUCAAUGAUUACGAUACACUCGCAGAAUGUAACAUUUCCAACAAAUCAUCGAUUUACCUUAUCCGACAGUAUCCGACUGAGGCCAAGGAAAUAUUUGGAAUGAAGAUCUUUAUAGACAUUUAUGGGGAGAUGAUCAUGUUAGAGGUUGAGAGUUCAGACACAAUUUGGGCCGUGAAGGAAAGGAUCAAAGAAAAGUUAGGGAUUCGUAAGAAGCUGCAGGUUUUGGCAUUUGAUGACAAGAGAUUGAAGGAUAGUCAUAUCCUUGCUGAUUACAACAUCCAGAAUAAAUCAACCCUUCAAGUUGUGAAUAAGAGAACCCUCCCCAAUAAAUCUACAGUUCAUCGGAUGCUUAUGUGUUUUCACUUCUAA
Messenger RNA from Telopea speciosissima, 796 nucleotides. Its product is annotated as polyubiquitin 11-like. The record is from RefSeq and is a predicted model, not a curated record. Gene Ontology annotation, biological process: protein ubiquitination; modification-dependent protein catabolic process. Gene Ontology annotation, molecular function: protein tag activity; ubiquitin protein ligase binding. NCBI's taxonomy places the organism in Eukaryota, Viridiplantae, Streptophyta, Magnoliopsida, Proteales, Proteaceae. Bases 23 to 796 code for a protein of 257 amino acids. The transcript has a single exon. Gene Ontology annotation, cellular component: cytoplasm; nucleus.